AUGGAACGGAUGCUUUCAAACAGACCCCCUUCCUUAACAACGUCCGACAUCUCAGGCACCGAUUUGGGCAUAUUAUAUGAGAGCACUGAAGAUGAUAUAGAAAUCAACACUCCAACGUAUUCGCUAUCCAUGAUGGAUCCAAUUGAGGCUGCUAUGAAACCAGAAAAUAUGCUAGAACAGUUU
Messenger RNA from Paraglomus occultum, 183 nucleotides. The record is from the annotation of a GenBank genome assembly. Lineage: Eukaryota; Fungi; Glomeromycota; Glomeromycetes; Paraglomerales; Paraglomeraceae.